UUCACUGCGGUGUGACGGAGGCGUCCGCUAACACAACCCUCAACUGGGCGUCAUUGCUGUUUGGCCAGCAUGCUAACAUUGAUACGGUGAGGCCAAUUUCUCAUGAUAUCACCAUCCAUUGGCAGAUGCUGCUGGCACUCGUAGUCAUAAGAACAGAACCGGCGCCUCUCAGCAUAAUCCUCUUAUUCCUCCCCAGCUGUGCAAACCUACUUUACCCCAAGGCUGACCGCCAGAUAUACUUUGCAGCAUCAUCAAAUAUCUCUUUCAAGACUUCAAACGAGUUGUUCCAUCUCGUUCUUUUGAUUUCAAUCGCCAUGUCUUCCACUAUGACUGCAGCUGAGCAGGUCAAUCAGAACACCUUGCUACCCAUGCAUCACCAACCACCACGCGCCCAGCCAUCGCCUACACUCAAUGCCAAUCCGUUUGAUGAACAGCACACACUCUCAAGGGCUGAUGCGUUGGUAUCUGGCGUCUCAACGUGGUUUACUUGUAUCAAAGAAUACGCCCCGAUCAUUGGCAUCUUCGUCGCCAUCGUCACGCUCGUCGUGACGAUCAUCGGAAUCGUGGUCGCUGCUGUUAUUACUGUCGCAAUCAAGUGAGCUACGAGUGCAGAAGGAUCAACUCGAAGCAGCC
Molecule: messenger RNA, 633 nt
Organism: Alternaria rosae
Lineage: Eukaryota; Fungi; Ascomycota; Dothideomycetes; Pleosporales; Pleosporaceae
Exons: 2
Coding region: 126-599 (157 amino acids)
Source: RefSeq, a predicted model, not a curated record